Oxyura jamaicensis (ruddy duck) is the source of this 3618-nucleotide messenger RNA. RefSeq names its product G protein-coupled receptor 78 (gene GPR78). Gene Ontology annotation, molecular function: G protein-coupled receptor activity. Bases 788 to 1807 code for a protein of 339 amino acids. The record is from RefSeq and is a predicted model, not a curated record. NCBI's taxonomy places the organism in Eukaryota, Metazoa, Chordata, Aves, Anseriformes, Anatidae. Gene Ontology annotation, cellular component: membrane. Gene Ontology annotation, biological process: adenylate cyclase-activating G protein-coupled receptor signaling pathway. The transcript is spliced from 3 exons.
GUGAUUGUAAAUCCUUCAGGAUCUAUGAAAUAAAGGGAAAAAAAGCCAGGGAAAGUAAUCAGAUGGAAGGGGGGACGUUCCAAGGGGCACAGACCCUAGCUUUGCCACAGAUUCCCGAUCUCCCGGAUCCAGCCGGUGCAUCAGGGUGUGCUCGGCACAGUACAGCGCUUAAACUCCCACCAACCCGUCUCCAGCUCCGACCCUUCCUGAGCUGCGCACUAGCGGAAAGUUGGGCUUCCUACUGCUUUCGCCUGCGGCCCGCGAGUGGCUCAGCCCGACUCCGCGAUCCCUGGCUGAGCGCUCCUCCUCUGCGCAUGAGUCGCGGCGGGAGGCUCCGCGCCUGGGCUAUUUCAGGGGCUGGGCACCGGGGGAAGAUGCUCAGUGUCUGAAGGGGGCCGGGCCGUGCCCAGGGGGGCUGCGGCGGCGGCUGGAAGCCAGGAGCCGUCGGGGCAGAGGGGGCUGCAGCACCGCGGACAGCGCACAGCGAGCUCCGCUCCGAGCCUCCGACUCCACCGCCACGCCACGGCUCCGCUGCCCCGGCUCCGGCUCGACGCCGCCCCGGACCCCGGUGCCUCCGCUCCGGACCACGUUGCCGCUGCCCCCGUGCCCCGGCCCCUUGCUAGCAGGGUCCCCCCGGUGCUCUCCCCCUCUCCUCCGUCCCCACUCGCUCCCCGUUCCCCCCGGCACCAUGCGCGGACGGCUACGGGCGGCGGCUUGCGAGGCUGCGGUGCCGGCUCGGAUGCCCCUUUCCUCCUGCCCUCGCCCGCUCCAGGCGACCCGCUGAGAGAUGGACUUGGCAGCCGUGCUGCUGGCGUUGCUCCUCGUGCUGGUGCUGGUCGUCUCCCUGCUCUCCAACCUCCUGGUGCUGCUAUGCUUCGUCUACAGUACGGAGAUCCGCAAGCAGGUCGCCGGGGUUUUCCUGGUGAACUUAUCCUUUUGCAACCUGCUCCUUACCGUCCUGAACAUGCCUUUCACCCUGCUGGGGAUUCUGAGGAACCAGCAGCCCCUCGGGGGCUGCGUCUGCAAAGCGGUGGGUUUCCUGGAAACUUUCCUCACUUCCAACACGAUGCUGAGCAUGGCAGCACUCAGCAUCGACAAGUGGAUUGCCGUGGUGUUCCCCUUGAGCUACACCAGCAAGAUGCGGUAUAAGGACGCUGUGAUACUGAUGGGCUACUCGUGGCUCCAUUCCCUCACCUUCCCCUUGGUAUCCUUGUUUUACUCGUGGGUAGAUUACAGCAGCGUUUAUGCCUCUUGCACCUUGCACCUGAAGGAAGAGACAGAGCGGAGACGCUUUACGGUGUUCACCAUCAUCUUUCACUCCACCAGCUUCAUGCUGUCGCUGGUGAUCUUGUGUUUCACCUAUUUAAAGGUGUUGAAAGUUGCUCGGUUCCACUGCAAGCGGAUAGACAUUAUUACCAUGCAGACUCUGGUUUUGCUGGUGGACAUCCAUCCCAGUGUGAAGCAGCGCUGUCUCAACGAGCAGAAACGGAGGAGGCAGCGGGCUACCAAGAAAAUCAGUAUUUUUAUAGGGUCGUUCGUGAUCUGUUUUGGUCCUUACAUUAUCACCAGGUUGAUAGAGCUCCUUCCUUUUGUUACCAUAAACUACUACUGGGGAAUUAUAAGCAAGUGCCUCACCUACAGUAAGGCUGCAUCAGAUCCAUUUGUUUACUCACUUUUACGUCAACAGUAUAAAAAAGUUCUGAUCAACAUCGUCAAUAGGAUACUUAAGAGGGAUCUGUAUCCGUCAUCAGGGUACAACAGCUCUCUCGACACUGAAAAUGAUUACUGCUUGCACAGAACAAACUAACAACAUGGUAAGCACUCCCCUUCGAGUGAGACAGGCCUUUGACACUGCUGGAAAGCUGCCUUUUCCCUCUCAUGCUGACAGUGGUGACAGUGUCUGCAGGAUGUGGAAGCUGCAUUAAAGAAAUGCAACGUCUUUGUGGACUUUCCUGAAAGGUUCUUCCCUCAUCUGCAGCCAGUGUGAUGUAAGGCAAGGCCUUGCCCCUGAGUGAAUGGAGUAGGCUUCAGGGGUUUAAGGGAGCCUUUGGAGGCUUUAGAGAAGCUUAGAGGGAGCUUUUAAUAUUUCGAGUCUGAAGACUUGGUAUUUCUUGGAGCAUCCUGCAUCAGAUGUGAUAACCCAUCAUCUUCUGGGACCAUAGGAAUCCCCAGCUUGGAAGAAGAGGUUCAGAGUCCUCCGUGCUGUGCAUGUCCCUUGGAAGCCCUGGAUCUGUCCUGUUAGUUUUGAACAUUAAAAUUAAAUCUUUUAAUUGAUUGAUUAAUUGUAUUGGUGCCUCAAGUGAGUGAUAUGGGUCAACACUUUGAAUCUGAGAUUGUUAUUAUUAUUAUUCUUUAUUACUAGGCAUCAUGAUUGUAACAUAGCCUUUAGGAAGUGGUACAUAUAUUUGAUAUGCCAGUAUUCUAUCAAGCAUAACCAAAGUCCACAUAUCUGAGUUACUACUAUUUAGCACUUCAGUGGUAUGUGAUAACAAUAAUUGCAGCAACAGUAACAAAGGCAUAUAUGAAGUUUAGUUAAAUAGUACUGUAGUACCAUCACUGAGCUAGUCCUAUUCAAAAAAGUUUUUAUUGAGGGAAAAAAAAAAAAAAAAAAAGACCAGUUAGAUGGUAGAAGUGACAGAUACCACUGUGUUUAAGAUAUAUUACUUCAGAAGCUAUCUGGUUUCAAAACAGGCUAAAAUAUGUUAACGCUUUUUAAGGAAUAUACAAUGUGUAAAAUAUUUCAUGCAUUGGCUAUAUUUGGUGGAUUGUAACAAUAUUGUAUUCUUUUAUAUUGAUCAAUUAAUCUGAUGAUUUUAACAGAUACCGAGAGUUGUCUGAGAGAUAACAAACCUGCUGCCAAAUGCCCAGAAACACAAAAAUGUUUUAUUAUUAUAUGUAUUUUUCUCUUUUAUUUAUUUUUAAAUUUAAACAGGCUUUGGAAAAAAAAAUGUAGGAAUUAUUUUUGAACAAUGUUUUUUGAUUAUAUAAAACGAUUUAAAAUAUUCUAUGGUAUUCAAUAAUAUACUAUUUUAUAAUCUAGUACAUAAAGGGAAAAUUAAAGUAAUUCUAAGAUAUAUUUAAGAAAAGAGAAGACAUUAGAGAACACUUAUUUUUUAUGUAACAAUGAAUUUGACCCUAUUAAGCACAGAGAAGGCUCUUUCUGGUCAAUCUAAGUAUAUAAGCAUGUGAUUAGGUACAAAUAUAUUUUCCUUUGAAGUUAAUUGUUCUAUUCCCAUGCUGAAAAUUAAGUAGAUGCUUAACUGUUUUGUAAAAUCAGUGUUUCAGUAGUCAGCACAUGGAGAGAGGGUUGUUCCCACUAUCCUCAACAGGGAAAAAGGAGAGCAUCUUAUUGCAAUACCAUUGAAAAGGAAAGGUGAUGCUGUGUAACAAAUACAAUGUUCCCUUAUCUCCUGCUUUUAAUCUCUGAGGCCUUUCUGAAGCUAUUUAUUUUUUAUUUAUUAUUUUGCCAUGCGAGUACCUUAGGCCUCUGUGCUUUGCAUCUAUAGGUCUGCCUGUGUUUAAAUUGAAUGUAUUAUAAUGGUAUUGUCUUCUUAGUAAAGUAUUUGUACUCUCUCCAAUUUUGUGUAAAUACAAUAUUUCAGAAAAAAAAAUGUAUAU